CCAGACGACCAGCAGCAGGGCGAAGUGCGGACAGAAUUUAACUUGCUAAACCCUGAAGAUUAUCAAAGCGAUAUUUUACAGACUGACAAUAACUGGGAAUCAGUUUUGAACACUUUGCUACAGACCUCAAGGCCAUCAUAUGCCACUUAAAGAAUCUGACAAACUAAAUCUUCUCCGGAGUAACUUGUAGUUUCUGACGAGUCUCUGCGCUGCCCUAGAGAGAGACAGACAUGGAUGCUUUUGAGGGAAUUCACAGCGUCCAGAUUUCCUCCUCUCCACCAUCUUCAGCUUCAUCCAGCCGAGGAUAUGAAGUCCUCAAGGCGGGGAGAUCUGGAAUAGCAGUGUACUCCUCUACAGUCUUCUUUGGGACACCUGAUGCGGUGGGACAGCCAGCUUCCAGACACAAGUCCAGCAGACAAACCGGGGAGGAAGGCUGUGUUGUUGGACGGUUGGUAGAUCUGGAUCCAGAGCCAGAGUCCAGAGGCGGGGGAGGAGGCCAGGCUGGGCCCACCUCAGGCCGAGACCAUGGUGACCUCUCCCGGCUCCGCAGCUCCUCACUGGAAAUCAGAGAGAAAGAAAUCAGAGAAAAGGGCUCGGAGAUCCUUAGGGAACAGCUGGACGCUGCAAAGAGGGAACUGAAACUGAAAGACAAGGAGUGUGAGCGUCUGUCGCAGGUCAGGAAUCAGCUGGAGCAGGAGCUGGAGGAGCUGACGGCUAGUCUGUUUGAGGAAGCUCACAAGAUGGUGCGUGAAGCGAACGUCAAACAAGCAGCAGCAGAGAAACAGCUGAAGGAGGCUCAGGGAAAGAUUGACGUUCUGCAAGCAGAGGUGACGGCACUCAAGACUCUGGUGUUGACAUCCACACCCUCUUCACCAAACCGCCAGCUGCACCCACAGCUGCAGGCUUCGGGAACCAGGGGAGCGUACAAACAUGUCGGAGGACACAUCCGCAACAAGAGCGCGAGUGGUGCCUUUCCAUCUUCACCUGGAAAACCAGAACCUUCAUCAGUUUCAAUUCAGCCUGUGGCCAAAGAGGACAGAGAGCCUGCUGUUCCUGCUCUCCUCUCUCUGAUUCUCUGCCUGGUUCCUGGACAGUCUGUCAGUGUGACCUAUGACUCUUAUUGGCAGGAGCGGGGAGAGGGGCAAGGCAUUGACAGCAGACAGAUGGACUCAGUUCUGUAUGCAGAGUUUCUGAUGUGGAAGGAACAUCCGAGUCUAGACCGCUCCUCCGCCUUCCUCAGUCGAAUCUACAGAGAAGACAUUGGACCCUGUCUCUCUUUUACAAGAUCUGAGCUGUCCCAGCUGGUGCAGAGCGCAGUGGAAAACAACUCUCUGACUAUCGAGCCUGUGGCCAUGUCAGCGUUACCGAUGGUUAAAGCCUCGGCUAUAGAAUGUGGAGGCCCUAAUGGCUUUAGGGCAGCAAUAGAGACGAAAUGCGCAUUGAGCGGGAUGACACGACUCUGUCGACAUCGCAUUAAACUUGGCGACAAGGGGAGCUACUAUUACAUCUCUCCUUCCAGCCGAGCACGGAUCACAGCAGUUUGCAAUUUUUUUACAUAUAUCCGCUACAUCCAGCAGGGCCUGGUGAGACACGAUGCGGAGCAGAUGUUCUGGGAGGUGAUGCGUCUUCGCAGAGAAAUGACUGUGGCCAAGUUAGGUUUCUACCUCACUGACCAGGGCUAGUGGACCUGACAGUCCACUGAGACACCCGACAGGACAAGCAUGAUCCUAGGACAUUGAUUAUUCAGAUGAGUUUGGGUUAAACUGUGGUAACAAACAGGUCGUGGAUCUGUUUUUGUAGCAGAGGUUGUACAGCAUUAGUUACAGCAAUAGUGCUGCAGCAGAGGUCAACCAACAAGGGAAGCAUGUUCUGGUAAUUUAAAAAAAAAAAGAAAAUAAAAUAAAAAAUUGAACCACGGCUAAAAAGACAUAAAAAUAACACAAUUCUAAAGAUAGUGUUACUCCCAGAUAUGUCAAAUAUAUUCCGUUAUACUGCAGGCCUCCAGUAAUUCUCCCAAGUGAAGAGAAUCGUUUUUUAUCUUGUGAGCUCUGAACCUCCCCGGUGGAGUACAUAUAACUUCUCAUGUUAGCACAAUAGAUUCUAGAUGCAUUAUUCUGUUGGAAAGAUGAGCACAGGAUGAAAGCAGCAGAGAGUUUAGUUGAGCUCUUACCUCAUGUAUUACAUACGUAGAUAAUUAUAUAUGUAAGAUCUGUAAGAUUGACAGUUUCCAUAGAACAAUGAUUUGAGUUGUUUUCUUUAUUUUUACAUUAAUGUAAUGCUCACCAGCACCUCGUAGUUGCUUUCAGUUAUUAGGUCAAACACCACAGCCAAGACUUUUUGUCUCAGCAUGGCCUUAAUUUUAUUGAUGCACUACCUGUUCUAGAGGCCUUGUACGAAACACAAAGGAAACGGCUGCAGCCUGUUGCAAGAAAAACAAUUUCACAUUAUCCUGUAAUUAAUAAUCAGAUAAACUGUUAAUGAAUUAAUUAUUAUACCUCCACAUUCAAAAUAGUGACAGCUUUACAACGUAAACAGAAAAUAAACGAGCUUUAAUACAUGUGAUCGCAAUAUGCACAACUGUUGCAACUGUAGAUUUACACGUCUGCAAUGAACAGUAUGUAAAUACAGAAUAAGCCAUAAAUAACUUUGCAUGAAUGCAGUACAUAGCCAUAUUAUGCAAUGUAUAUUGGUUGUACCUCAUACUAAAGAUUUAUUACUAUUAAUGACCAGUUUUUUUUUAUAAAGAACAGUCUUUGAAAGAUAAAAAUGAAGAAUAUUGUGUCAGAAAGUGCAAUAACUGCUUCUUAGCCUUAUCUAGGGCUUUGAGGUUCCUAACCUCAGUGUGCUGAUAAUUAACUGUGUCUUCCAGUAUACACACUCCAUUAAAAACGAGGCAUUGUAGCCUAUAA
Messenger RNA from Seriola aureovittata, 2909 nucleotides. RefSeq names its product RAB3A interacting protein (rabin3)-like 1 (gene rab3il1). Gene Ontology annotation, molecular function: guanyl-nucleotide exchange factor activity. NCBI's taxonomy places the organism in Eukaryota, Metazoa, Chordata, Actinopteri, Carangiformes, Carangidae. The coding region runs from base 231 to 1682 and encodes 483 amino acids. The record is from RefSeq and is a predicted model, not a curated record. The transcript is spliced from 13 exons. Gene Ontology annotation, biological process: exocytosis. Gene Ontology annotation, cellular component: Golgi to plasma membrane transport vesicle.